UUUGGUAAUCACGGUGUUUCUCUGUGGUGUGGUGAUCAUUGGUGGGAAACACAAUGUACAUGAAACAUGGCGUCGAGUGAUAUUGGCUUAGUACCAAAUGUAUUAAGUAGUGAUGAAUGCUCAAAAAUACCGGAAGAUAUUCGGAAAAAAAUAGAGUCAUGUGUUAAAAUUAAAACUGAAGAAAGUAUCGUUGCUAGAGCAUUGUUGGAAACCACGAAAGUAAACUUGGAGGCAAGAAUUAUUACUGUUGAGAAAGAGCUUAGUGCAGUGAAGGAAGACAAUGGCACCAAGACAGUCAAACUUGAUUCGACUGAAAAGGAGGUGGAAGAGUUGCAGAAGAAAACAGAAUCAUCCCAAGCUGAAAUUACAAAACUACAAAGUUCAGUGCAUAGGCUAGAACAGGAAAGCAUUGAUUUUCGUCGACAACGUGACAGUGCAAUUGAUGAACGUGACAGCCUUCAGAAGAUGGUUGACAGGCGAAAUACAGAACUACAACGUAUGCAAGAGGAUGUCAAAAUGCUGAAUACUCAGCUUAAAGAUGCCAUUAAUACCAAAUGCGAAGCUAUUGCCAAAUAUGAAGGAGUCCAAAGUCAACAGGUUACACUUGAUUACAAGGAGAAACACUUAAAUCAAGAACAUGACCAACUCAGGAAACAGAUUCAGAACCUUACAGAAGAUUUGAACAAGCAUUCAGCUGAGCUCAUGACUAUGAGGAGAGAACACACAAAUAGGCUUCUUGCAUUGCAGACUCAACUCUCACAGAGUACUGAGGAGCUUCAGAUUGCUAAUCAGUCAAACGAAGAUCUGAAAUCUGCAAAUGCUACUUUACUUGGGAAGUUGGAAACUGCAAUGCAGAAAUUGGUAUCACAGCGAGAAAGUGAAAGCAAGUUGCAUGACAGUUAUGAGCAGGAACUUCUGGCACAGACUCGUCUGGCACAAAUAUACAAAGGAAUGAGUGAUGAUGCUUCAUCCAAAUCAGAGGAACUUUCAACUGCUGUUAAACAAUUGCAAACCUUAUUACAAGAUGCUUCAAAACAGUAUGGAGACCUUGAAACUGAAAUGAAGAGGAAGGAAGUGUUACAUGAAGAAGAACUGGCAAAGAAAGCAGAGUGCAUUGCUCUUCUAAAGAAAGAACUGGAAAAUGCAAAUGAACUGUUGAAGGCUGCAAGGCAAGAAACAUUAAAUGUUACUAUUGAGGGCUUAUCACCAUCAGCUGCAGCAGCUAGCCGUCUUAUUAAGUCAGGCAUGACAUUGACACAAAUUUAUAGUCAGUAUGUAGCAGUUUCUGAAGAGCUACUCUUACAGAAGGAAGAAACACGGAAAUUAAACCUGUAUAUAAACACAAUCAUAGAAGAAAUUGAGGAGAAAGCUCCAAUUCUUAAGAAACAACAUGAGGAUUAUGAUCAUGCUCUUGAAAAUGUGGCCACACUUACCAGAGAGAUUGAUAAGUAUAUUACAGAAUGUAAUAAGUUGCGUCAUGAAGCAGCUGAAGCGAAGAAAGCAGAGGCUCACUACAGCCGAGAAAAUAAACGUCUCAAAGAGGAAGUGGUUGAUUUGGCAAAGCAGGUGUGCUUCUUACUCAAAGAAGUUGAAGAAGCUCGAGGUGGUUUUGCUGCUGGACAGAGUCAUAUGGAAGAGUCUUGUUCAGACAUUACUAGUUCUUCCCAGGUAAUUUCGCAGACACUUGUAACAUUUAGUAACAUUGAGGAACUUCAGGCUAACAACCAAAAGCUGUUAAUGCUGGUAAGGGAAUUGAGCUCAAAACAAGAAGAAGCAGAGUGCUGUCAGUCUGAGUUUAAUCCAGAAGAAAUUCAAGCUAAAAUAGAGCAAUAUGCAAUGAAGGUAAAAGAAUUGGAAGAGAAUAAUGAACAACAUACAAAAAUGAUGGAGACGUUGCUUAGACAGCGGGACAUGUAUCGAACACUGUAUGAACAGCAGAUGCAGGGAGGUAGUAGUCCAAUAAAGCUGCCAGAGCAAUUGUCUCCAAAGCCUGCAAUGGUUACACAAGGAACAGUUCUACAGGAAAAGGAUAAAGUAAUUCAAGAAUUGAAAGCAAAACUAGAAGAGUCUCAGAAAGCUUUUAAGGAGCUUAAAGAAGAACUGGAUACAUAUCGAACGGAACGUCAGACCAAUGAACGGAUUUUGACGGAAGAACUAGAUACCAUGAGAUCUGAGCUCAGAGUACUUCGUACCCAGAAUUCUAAACUUCUUUCUCAGGCUGAGUACAAUGAUGAAAGGUUUAAACUUCUCAAUUCUAAUACAGUUAUUUACAAAUCACAGAUCACUGCAUUGGAAGAGAAAAACAAAAUGUACAGUUCAACUAUAAUCAAACAUGAACAAACUAUCAUGCACCUCAAAGAUGAAACAUUGGAUGCGCAGACCAAACUUUCGAAAGCCGAAGUGACUUUGGAGAAUUUGAAGAGACAGUGUCAGAUUUUGAAAGAGACAGAAGCUCGUCUGUUAAAAGAUAGAGAAGUACUUAAUCGUGAAAAGCAGAGUCAGUCCAUAUUAUUAGCUAACUUGGAAUCCAUCCGUACGAGUUUAGAACGUUCUGAAACGGAAGGGAAGUUACGUUUGGAGGGACGACUUGAUGAAGCUAUGAGGGAGUGUGCUGCACUUAGGAGGAGAUUACAGGAGGAACAAGAUCGGUUCCGUGAACUGUCUUCCCAUAUUGAACGUCAGUUAGAAACUGCAAAGAAACGUGAAGAAGAAGAGACAAGACUGGGGGCUCGAACAAGAGAGGAACUGGACUUAGUCAGGGAAGAGCUAGUUAAAGAAAAGAAAGAAGUUGAAUCUUUGACCAAGAAGAUAAGAGAAUUAGCAGCACCACCAACUCAAAAGACACCAACAGAAGUUGAGAUUAUGACAAAAAAGCUGAAGGAAAUUGAAACUCAGUUGAACCGAAGUCAGAAUGAGUUGAAGUCAACACAACAGCAACUAGCAUCUUCAAAGCAACAUGCUAAGCAAUACUCUGAGAUAUCUGAAGCUACUGAGAAGCAACUGAAGGCAGUUACAGCAAAGUUUGAUCAGUAUAAGGAAAUUACCGAGAAGAAACUAACAGAAUUGAGGAAUAGUGAAGAACAGUUGAAGAAGCGAGUUGCAGAUUUAAAUUCUCAGUUGUCAAAACUGACUGUUGGUACAAGUCAUUCAACAGCAGAACUAAAUGACCAGCUAGCCAAGAGCAAAAAUGAGCUCACAUCUGCACUUUCUGACCUUGAGGAAACCAGGAAGGACCUGAUCAAAGCACAGUCUGAUCUUGCAUCACUUUCAGGAAAUGCGCAAGCUGCUGAAGAGAAGUAUGCACAUGAGGUGGUUCUUCAUUCAACUGACAUUCAGGCUUUGUCCUCCAUGAAGGAAAAGCUUACAGCAUUAAAUUCUGAAGUGUCUGAACUUCGGCUUUCCAAAGAACAGGCUGAGAAUGCUGUAAACGAGCUUCGUUCAGGUUGGGAAGAGAGAGAAGAACACCUUAAAAAAGAAUUAAGUGAUACACGUCAGCAAAUAAAUGAUAUGGAUUCUCAGAAUUCCCUGCUGCAUGAUCAGAUUCAGGUAUUGAGUUCACAACUUGCUAUUCUUCAAGCAAGUGGUAAUCAGUUAGAAUCUUCAGUUGGAAAUGUAUCUAGUGGUUCAUUAAAUACAUCCAUAUCAGAAGAAGAAAUUAAAUCGUCUGAACAGUUACUUCAGAUUAUCAAGUACCUUCGUCGGGAGAAGGAUAUUGCUCUUUCCAAAUAUGAGGUCCUACGUACUGAGAAUCUUCGUCUGAAAUCACAGCAGGAGUAUCUUGAUAAGCAGUUAAAAGAAGCAAAGGAAUCAUUAUUGGUAGAGCAGGAAAGAAUGGAAGCAUCUUCAGUAACAGCUGUCAAACAUUCAGAACUGUUAAGGAAGCUUGAGACUUUGAAUGCAAUAACAGACAGUAAUCGUAUAUUGCGUGAAGAACGAGAUGGUCUCCAAGCCAGAGUUAAUGAAUUACUAAAGCAGGUGGAGAAGUUGGAAAAGGAAUUAGGCCCAUUGCAGGAAUCUAACACUGAUCUGUCAUCUCGUGUUGAAUCUAUGACUGCUGAGAAUGUUGCACUUCGUGGAGAAGCUGGAAGGUUGAGGCAGAGAGUGAACUUCCUGAUUGAGCGAUCAAGCAAGACAAGUCCUGAGGAUUGGAGGCGGUUGCAGCAGGAGAGAGAAGGACUUACAAGGCAGUUAAGUGGAGAGAAGGAAGCUCACCAGAAAACUCAGGAAGAAAAUAGAGGGCUCAGGCAAGAGAAGUUCCGGCUGGAGGAACAGUUAAGUGCCCUUCAGCGACUACAACAACAGCAAGCAGAAGAUCUGCGUAAACGUAUUGAUGAAGUGAACACACUCAACCAAUCUUCCUUACUUAAGAAUAAUGAAGAAUUGGCUACAAUCACAGAAGAUCUGGGUGCCAAAGAAGCACUUUUGAAUGACACCAGAAAUAAGGAAUUACAGAUUCGUAAGAUAGCCAGGCGAUACAAGUCACAAUUUGAAGAACUAACAAAAACAGUGGAGGAGGAGAAGAAGGCUGCUAAAGAAAAGGAAGACGCUGCUACUGCUGUAGCUGCAUCCAUCCAAGACAUCCCUUCGGAAACUCAAGAGCAGCUGCGUGAUGAGGGUAGGAGGGAAGUGGAGGGUAAAAUUAAGGAGGUUGAAAGCAGACAUUUUGAUGUAGUCAAGGAGCUAACAGAGCAGGUUACAAGUUCACAUGAGGAAGCAGAAAUACUUCGUAAAGAGAAUGAUUCAUUGAAGACUUCUGCAGCUGAUAAGGAAGAAAGAGCCAAGUCAGUACUGAAGAAUGCUCGACAGAAAAUAAUGCAACUAACAGAGGCAAAGAACCAGUUGACCUGUCAGCUGUCUGAAUUGAAACAAUCUAAAGAUGAAGAUGUUGUGCAUAUGAAAGAACAGUAUGAAAGUCAGAUUUCUCAUUUGGAAAAAGAGAAUGCAGAUAUGCGUGCUGAGAAACAGCAAGAAAAAGAACGUAUGGUGCGAGAUAUAGAUGCUUUGAAUCAGCGAGAAUUGGCUACAAUCACAGAAGAUCUGGGUGCCAAAGAAGCACUUUUGAAUGACACCAGAAAUAAGGAAUUACAGAUUCGUAAGAUAGCCAGGCGAUACAAGUCACAAUUUGAAGAACUAACAAAAACAGUGGAGGAGGAGAAGAAGGCUGCUAAAGAAAAGGAAGACGCUGCUACUGCUGUAGCUGCAUCCAUCCAAGACAUCCCUUCGGAAACUCAAGAGCAGCUGCGUGAUGAGGGUAGGAGGGAAGUGGAGGGUAAAAUUAAGGAGGUUGAAAGCAGACAUUUUGAUGUAGUCAAGGAGCUAACAGAGCAGGUUACAAGUUCACAUGAGGAAGCAGAAAUACUUCGUAAAGAGAAUGAUUCAUUGAAGACUUCUGCAGCUGAUAAGGAAGAAAGAGCCAAGUCAGUACUGAAGAAUGCUCGACAGAAAAUAAUGCAACUAACAGAGGCAAAGAACCAGUUGACCUGUCAGCUGUCUGAAUUGAAACAAUCUAAAGAUGAAGAUGUUGUGCAUAUGAAAGAACAGUAUGAAAGUCAGAUUUCUCAUUUGGAAAAAGAGAAUGCAGAUAUGCGUGCUGAGAAACAGCAAGAAAAAGAACGUAUGGUGCGAGAUAUAGAUGCUUUGAAUCAGCGAUUAAAUCUGCUGCAACGCCAAUUGGAUAAACAGCAGGGCUCCAAACCUUCUACAAGUUCUGGUCCUGUUGAGAAAGUUAAUGUUGAACCUCCAACAGCCAAUAUAAAGCCAAUGGCAGGACCAUCUUCAACUCAGUCCAAGCAGCAACCGAUGCAGCAGUCUGUAACAGUCACACCAUGGCCAGGACGAGGAGAAACUCCUUUUGCCAGUAUUCGGCCCAUGUCAAUGCAGUCACGUACAGUGGCAGUGCUGCCAACGAGUCAGACAAGCAGUUCUAGUAGUAGUCAAACACCAUCCAGUCAGAGCACGCAGGUUUUAGUUCCACCACAGCAGCAGCUGGUUCAUACAACAGGCUCAGCAAGUGGUGCAGGUGCAGAAGUGUUAUCAUCAUCACCCACCUCAUCUCACACAGAUUACAUGCCAGCUACCAGCUCGGCUGGGCCCUCAGUGGGUCCCAUUCGGCAAAUAGCAGUGCAGCCAACGCAGCAGGCUACUGUUACGACUGUCACAGUUGGGCCAUCACCUAGUUCACGUGAGGAGCCACCACUCUUAGCAGCUGAGUCAACACAGGAUAUAGAAACAGAAUCAGAUGAUAUGGAAGUCCAACAAAUUCCUGGUGCUUCUUCACAGCAACAGCAGCAGCAACAGGGCCAACAAGCUGUGGCAUUAGUUCUACCCAGAGUGGAGCAACAAACAUCCACUACACAAACGACUCAGACCCAGGCCCAGCUGAUUGUAGAACAGUCAGUAGUUGUAGCAAGCAGCCAAGCCAAUAGCAGUAACACCGUAACCACUUCACAGGCAGGAGUUAAGCGUCAGAGGGAUAUGAAGGGAGACAGUACAAGUAGAAUUGAGGAAAAGAGCGGUGGACCGUCACAGGCAAAGCGACCACGGGGGGCACAAGAGAUGUUCCAGCCAGUCCCCUCUGAGUCAGGUGUUGAUGUGGAAUAUCAAGUACCAACAUCAUCACAGAGGGACCAUGAAGAUGAAGUCAUUGUGGUUGACUCUGAAGAGGAUGAUGAGGAUGGAAUUGCAGAUGAGGGAGUAACUGAAGAACCUGAUGAUGGUCCUGAAUUUGAGGAGGAAACAGACAAUGGGGAGAGCUAUGAGGUUGAAGGUUAUGACAGAGAUGAACAGGAUUUGACUGCAUAUGAUGAAGGUGAGGGUCCUGACAUAGAUGAGGAAUCAGCACCGGACCAAGUCAAUAAUGAAGUGGAAAUAAUGGAGGACAGUAAUGAAGUACCAAACCAGUCUGGCAGCAGUAUUAAAGGAACUGUGGAUAACAGUGCUGGUCAGUCUGUAGCAAGUUCUGCCUCUAUGCCAGUGGCAUCCUCAGUGGAAGUACUUCAUCCCUCACAACAGCAACACUCUGAAGCUACCAGCAGUGGGUCAGUUACACAGCCUGAGGGUGGAAGUGUCAGCUCAGUAGUUAUGAGUCAUGCCUCUCCCUCAGUUCCUAGUAGCUUUACAAGAGGAAGACACAUUCCUCCUCUGUGCAGGCAACAACAGCAUUUGGUAUUACAGCCUCCAAGUUAUGAAGAUGCUGGAGAUGAUAGCAUUGUUCCCAGUACUCCCACACUGUUUGUUCCAAGGCGUACAGAUGGUUUUGGGGAGGCAGUCAGUUCUCCACAAGUACCAACAGGAAGGUUUACCUUCUCUGACACAAACCCACCUGCUGCCCGAGCAGGAGUGGCUCAGGUGGCUUCUGAAGGAAUGGAUGAUACUCGUAUGGAUCUGACACAGCUUGAGGAUUCUGGGACAGGACGAAGUGUUCCCACCACUCCUCUCCAGGUGUCACCACAGGGUGAUUUGGGUGCACUGGAUAUGCCAGGUGAGGUUGGCCAGAGUGUGGGUGGCAGUGAUGGUGAACAGGUGCUUCCAGAGCACCAGGAAGUGCAUGCAGAAGCUGGUACCAGUACCGAAGUUCCAAGCAGCAUCCCUGCCAUCACAGUGACACAUACUGUAGAGAGAGGAGCUACUGCCACAGAACAGGAGAUGCCCCCACCACAAGUAGCAGAAAUGGGUGGAUCAGGUGAACCUAGAGGGUUGUCCGAAGAUCAGGUUGUUGAGCAGGAAGAUAUUUUGGACAUGGCAGAUGAAGGAGGUGAUGGAGUAAGUUCUGAGGGAGAGAAAUCCCAGGCAGUGGAAGAAAUUGAAGAGGGACGUGAGGCAGAGGCAACAGUGGAGCCUGCAAUGAGCAGCACUUCUUCACAGCGAGUGCAUGGAGGCACAGUCCGACGGUCUGGCCGUACUACAUUCAGGAAUCGAGGUCGAGUGGCCAUGAGACCCACACCCAUUGUUUGGAAUGAGCCAGGUUCCACUUCCAGAGGACGGGGUAUGAUGAUGAGAGGAGGACCAAGUGAUCCCCAAAGAGGCAACUUUCAGCGAGGUCCUCCAAGGGCACGUCGGAUGCGAGGGAAACCAAAGGGUAACUUUCCCCCAUAUCAAAUGAGAUUUUAAUAACAAUGUUUGAAAUCAUGUGGCAGUCAACUUUUCCCCUUUUAUUUUAACACGGCUUUUAUGUUUUAUAUUAGCAGUACAUUCCAGUGUAGGAAUUUUGCUAUGUGCAUGUAAUAUUUUGUAUUGCAGUUGUCAAUCGAUGUGUUCAGUGUACAGUUUUCAGUCCGUUUAUGAAGAUUAGGUUUGUAAAUACAGCAUGGAUAUUUGAUACUGCAUCUUCUCUGCUGUGGGUGAUUACUGUGUGAGUUGCCACAAAUUGUUGCAAGUCAGCAGCAGUGAUAAGAAGAAGUGUUGUUAUACUCCCAUGUGAUAUUUAUAUGUAACUCUGCCAUACAAGAUUCCCUGUUGAAUGUUGGAAAGUUUGUACUAGAGUAUUGAGUAUUUUUGUGUGAAGCUUAUGUUGUGUAUAAGUCCAGUGGGAAGUGUCACAUAAAAUUCAGGAGAGUUUUUGGGGUUUAAGUUCCCCACAGAAACAGUAUUCAGAAUAUUGUUAGUAAAGUUUUUGCAUCUCAUGCGUUAAUAGACAGUAAACUGAAAUGUUAGUGUUUAGUAUUAAUAGAACUUUGCAUGUAAGAUAUGAAUUGUCUGUUCCAUUACCUGUUAUUUUACAUGUUCACAUAACAUUUCAUGUAAAACCAAGCUGCAUUCAUAAAAAUAUGAACCUGGGAUUAGGUUCCCAGUCAUGAACUGACUGAAGAUACCAGUACAGAAAUUUAUUCUUGCUAUUAGAUUGCACAGCUCUGGUUUUGUAAGGCUGUAGAUUCAAUAAUUUAUUAUUAGUUUACAUAUUUCCUUUUUAUAUUCCCAUUUCUUGUGAAAAUUGCUUAAGAGGUGAAUGUUUAAACCAAGCUCUGACAUUGUCAAACUUUUCUUCUCUUAAUACGCAACGUUGAUGUUCUAGUUUAUUGUUUACUGACAUGCCAAUUCUUCUUUUAUUGAUAAAAGACUGAAUACUCUUUCUGUUGGAAAGUCAAACCCCAUGAAACUUAUUCUGCUUAAUUUUCUAACAUAUCCUAGUGAAUUUAUAUGUAAUGUAAAAUUAAUACAAAAACACUUGAUGUAGUGUAAACUUGUGCAUGUCUAACGCUAAGGGAAUUUUGCGCAACACAUUGAAACAUGCGGAGGUCACAAAAGUGAGUAAUAUUACUUAUUAUGAUGUUCACUUAUGGUGACUUGACACUGAUUGUGCAUAGCAGAAAGGCCCUGCCACCAAAUAUCUUCCCUGUUUAUGUUAUCAGGAUUUUCUAUGCUUGUGGAUGCUGAAUGAACCUUCAGAGUGUACCGUAUGCAGAAAUUGUCUGCAGUACUGUUGUGUUUGGAAAGCAUUUCACAGUUUGCCAUAUAUUAUGGAAACAUCACUAAAAUUUGUAUAGGUUCCAUUCUAUCCAAUAAACAGAUACAUAACUUGUGUUUAA
Molecule: messenger RNA, 9524 nt
Organism: Zootermopsis nevadensis
Lineage: Eukaryota; Metazoa; Arthropoda; Insecta; Blattodea; Termopsidae
Source: RefSeq, a predicted model, not a curated record